GGCCGGGACGAUGCCGCCGCCACCGUGGCUGUCCCUGUCCGUGUCCCUGUCCCUGUCGGUGUCGCUGUCGCUGGUGGCCCCCGGGGGGGGCGCCCCGGGGGGGGCUCUGUCCUUCCUGGCCCUGGGGGACUGGGGGGGGCUGCCCGAGCCCCCCUUUGUCACCCCCCGCCAGGUGGCCACGGCGGCGGCCAUGGGCCGGGCGGCCGCCGAGCUCGGGGGCGACUUCGUGCUGGCGCUGGGGGACAACUUCUACUACCAGGGGGUCAGGGACGAGUGGGACCCGCGGUUCCAGGACACCUUCGAGCGCGUGUUCGUGUCCCCGGGGCUCCGCGGUGUCCCCUGGUUCGUCAUGGCCGGGAACCACGACCACGCCGGCAACGUCACCGCGCAGCUGCGCUACAGCCGCCACUCGCCGCGCUGGCACUUUCCCCACCCGUACUACAGCCUGCGCCUGCACCUGCCGGGCUCCAACGUCUCGGCGCGGCUGCUGGUGCUGGACUCGGUUCUGCUCUGCGGCCACAGCGACGAUUUGGCUCCGGCCCUUGGGCCCGGGGCACGGCGGCGGCGCGAGCACCUGGGCUGGCUGCGGGCGCAGCUGGGAGGCGGCGGCGGCGCGCGCUUCGUGCUGGUGGCCGGGCACUACCCGGUGUGGUCGGUGGCCAAGCACGGCCCCACGGGCUGCCUGCUGCGGCUGCUGCGGCCGCUGCUGCGGCGGCACCGCGUCAGCGCCUACCUGUGCGGGCACGACCACAACCUGCAGUACCUGGAGGAGGGCGGCGUCUCCUACGUCCUGAGCGGCGCCGGGAACUUCAUGGAGGACUCGCGGCCGCACGAGCGCUCGGUGCCGCCCGGGGCGCUCCGGUUCUUCUUCGGGAGCCCCGAGAGCCCCGGCGGCUUCGCCCACGUGCGCCUGGAGCCCCGCGGGGCCACCGUGACCUUCCUGGAGAGCACCGGGCGCGUCCUGCACCGCGUGACGCUGCCGCCGCGCCUCUGACCGGGACACCGGGACACCGGGACACCGGGGAUAGCGGGGAUAGCGGGACCCCUUCCCUGGGGACACCGGGAAACCGGGACAUGGGGACAGAGGGGACACCGGGCGCGUCCUGCACCGCCGGCCCUGACCGGGACAGCGGGGACACCGGGACCCCUUCCCUGGGGACAGCGGGACGACACCGGGACAGAGGGGACAUUGGGGUCGCUGACCCCUGACCCGGGGGACACCGGGGACCGGACGCUGACCCCUGACCCUUGGGGACGCUGACCCCUGACCCGGGGGGACGCUGCGCCCCCUCCCCCCAAUAAAGGCUUUGAACGG
This is a messenger RNA of Camarhynchus parvulus, 1315 nucleotides long. It is a transcript of the gene ACP5, whose product is annotated as acid phosphatase 5, tartrate resistant. The record is from RefSeq and is a predicted model, not a curated record. NCBI's taxonomy places the organism in Eukaryota, Metazoa, Chordata, Aves, Passeriformes, Thraupidae. Gene Ontology annotation, molecular function: acid phosphatase activity; ferrous iron binding; ferric iron binding. Gene Ontology annotation, biological process: bone resorption.